Molecule: messenger RNA, 1690 nt
Organism: Puntigrus tetrazona (Sumatra barb)
Lineage: Eukaryota; Metazoa; Chordata; Actinopteri; Cypriniformes; Cyprinidae
Gene: nit1
Product: nitrilase 1
Exons: 7
Coding region: 320-1180 (286 amino acids)
Molecular function (GO): hydrolase activity, acting on carbon-nitrogen (but not peptide) bonds, in linear amides
Source: RefSeq, a predicted model, not a curated record
ACCCAGAACUUCCGUUUGAUGCUAAUCGACCUUUUAAUUUGUAUCGCGCGCGUCAAACAUGAGCUAUAAUUUAUGACAACAUGACAGGGUUGUUCUGUAUUCCAUCUUCCGUGUUUAAUAUGUCAGCCGUAGGGUUAGCCAUUGCCUUGAAAUGAGCUCAAAGUGCAGCCUGUGAUUAACAUUAAACAGAGAGCCCUUGAGUUUUGGCGGCUGUCAAUGCUUCCGUUCACCGCCCUGAGAGCGCGAAAGCCUCAUCUCGUGGCGGCUCUGUGUGCGCAGACCAGGUUGUAGAUGAGACCUUUGACCUUCUGUGUUUGUGAUGUCGUCGUCCUCACUUCCUGUGGCGGCCGUUUGUCAGAUGACCUCCACGCCUGACAAAGAGGCCAACUUCAGCGCGGCCUCGCGAUUGGUGGAGCGGGCCAAAGAGGGCGGGGCCUGCAUGGUGUUCCUGCCGGAGGGGCUGGAUUACAUCGGAUCGAGUCGAGAUCAGACUCUACAGCUGUCAGAGAACCUGGACGGGGACAUCAUCAGCCGCUACACACACCUGGCCAGGAAGCUGGACAUGUGGCUGUCUCUGGGAGGAUUUCACGAGAGAGGACCUGACUGGGAAACAGACCGCCGCAUUUAUAACAGCCAUAUCAUCAUCAAUGGACAAGGUGAGCUGGUGUCCGUGUACAGAAAGGCUCAUCUGUUUGAUGUGGAGCUGACGAGUAAAGGAGUGUCUCUGAAGGAGAGCGCCUUCACCGUUCCCGGACCUCGACUGGUUCCUCCCGUCCAGACGCCGAUCGGAAAGGUCGGUCUUGGCGUCUGCUACGACCUGCGUUUCCCUGAGAUGUCCUCGGCGCUGCAGAGACACGGAGCGGAGAUCCUCACCUACCCCUCAGCCUUCACCGUGGCCACCGGAGCGGCUCACUGGGAGGUCCUGCUGAGGGCGCGGGCGAUCGAGACGCAGUGCUUCGUCCUGGCGGCGGCGCAGGUCGGGGCUCAUCACGCCAAGCGGGCCUCGUUCGGACACGCUCUGGCCGUGGACCCGUGGGGCGAGGUGCUGGGCGACUGCGGCGGCUCGGACCCGGGGCUGGCGCUGGUGCAGAUCGACCCGCGCAGACUACGGGACGUCCGGAGGGACAUGCCGGUGCAGCGCCAUCGCAGAGACCAGCGCUUCUACUGCAGCCUGGACUGAGCUGCGUCAACACAGUCCUGCCGUUAAUCACCUACAAGGCAUUCGAAAGUGUCUCUAUUACACAUUAACGCAAUGACGAUCGUUUAGAAGUUCUCUGAAUCCUUCAAAUGAGACGCUCUGCUGUUUUUGCAUUGGUCUGAAUGAAAAUGCUAAUUCAUUCUUCACCACUAGGUGCCGCUGUAAACAAACACUUUAUCAGGCAUGAGAUGAAAAGGAGUCUGUUGUUGGGGACUUUCACAACCAGAAUACGAACCUUAGAUGACUUUAAUGGAAUCCAGACCCAGAAACGGUUUCAGAACUGUUUAUUGUUAUAUUAGAGUCAGGUUUAGGCGUUCAGGGUUUCUUAUUUUGUCCCUCUGUAAAUCAGAAAACACCGAACAGACGGGGAACGAUGUCUUCACAAUGUUACAGAAUCAAGCUAAUUAUAUACGAACGAAUGUAAAAACUGCUCUGUAUUUGUAAUCUGUCGACACGAAUAGAUAAAGUGCAUUAAAAGAAACAUUAGCAGUG